AUGAGCUCCUCUUCCACAGCCACCUCAGGCACAGACAACCCUCGCCUCAUUAUCGACUUCGCUCCUGCCUCGGCAGCCGAGAAUCUCUCAGAAGUCUCCGCCGUUACAAAGCUCGCCAACGACGUCUUCAUCGAGGCAGAAGUCGGCAUCUGGAACACCGGCUUUGUACGUACCAAUGACGCCGAAGUUGCAGACUUGAUCCGCAAAGGCCAACUAGCAGUUGCGUACCUUGCCUCCCCGUCUUCACCAUCCGAUGGCGCGCAGACAUUGCAAAAGGGCCAGCUAGUAGGAUGUGUGUGUGUCAAGCGACUUUCAGAAUCCACAUGCACAUUGAGCAUGCUUACUCUGGAUACGAAGCACCAAGGCCUGGGGCUGGGCCGCGAGAUAUUCAAGUUUGUGGAGGAUCACUGCCUAUCAUUAGGAUGUUCUACUCUCGCAUUGGAUAUUCUGGUUCCGACGAGUUACGCCCAUCCACUGAAGACGAGAAUGCAGGCAUGGUACAUUCGCCUAGGAUUUGAGCAAGUGAGACUGGCAGACUUUGCGAAGGAGUAUCCUUCUCUGGCGCCGCUGUUAGCCGGGCCUGCGGUGUACAGGGUGUUUGAGAAGAGGUUGGGGUAG
Messenger RNA from Trichoderma atroviride IMI 206040, 618 nucleotides. RefSeq lists its product as uncharacterized. Gene Ontology annotation, molecular function: acyltransferase activity, transferring groups other than amino-acyl groups. The record is from RefSeq and is a predicted model, not a curated record. NCBI's taxonomy places the organism in Eukaryota, Fungi, Ascomycota, Sordariomycetes, Hypocreales, Hypocreaceae.